CAAAAGGAGAGCGGUUUGGAAACAGUGGAGGGCAUCGUUCCUCUUUCAUUCUCAGGGAGGGGAGAAAAAAAGAGAGGAGAGAGUAGGAGGAGACGUUCGUAAGCACACUGUAUUGACUGAAGGAGUCGCCACGGCAGAAAUGAACUGAGAGCUCAUCAUCUCCUCACCUGCCUCCAGUUCACACACACAAGCGAGGGCAUGAGAGUUGAGAAACCGAAAGAAAGCUAAAAGAAACGGGACAGGAGCGAAAGAUAAUUAAGGGAGAAAGAAACUGCAGAGGAGACAAAUCGAGAGAGACAUCAAAGAACAGCAGCAGACAUGGGCUGCAAGUUGCCGAAACCCCGAGGAUCAGAUGAAGCUCCGGGAAAGAUUUUCUCCACCCUCAGAAGAGCACAAGUGGAGACACACUCCGGAGUGGCCUACACCUACCACUUCCUGGACUUCCUGUUAGGAAAGGAAGAGGUGACAGUGUCCUCAUUGCUGUGUCUGUCGUCAGUCAGAGAGCUUCCAGUGCAGGUGUGUGAGUUGUAUCAGAAGGGAUUCGUACUGGCUGCUGUCCAUCCCUUUGUUCACUCCUGUGGCCCUGCUAGUGCUAACCUACAGAAGCAGUUACACCGAGCCGUGCUCAUCAGACAAACGCACAGUGGUUCCGACAGUGGUCUGCUGAACUGGGUGGAGCCUCAUCUCACAACAGACGUGUGUUACCUCGGUCACCAGGACCCUGCUCCAGAAGUCAUACAGGGCUAUGUGAAAAAGGUGCAGGAUUUGGCUGAUCAGGGUGAUCUGUUUGUGGGGUUUUUGCCCCAGCCCGGCGGGGGUCCAUAUUUCCUUGGUCACUGGGAACCAGAAGAGCUUUCCUCCUUGCACUCCAGCCCCUGUUCUGUGCAUCACAGCAGCAGACCUCCAACCCUCAGCCCUGUGAGCGAGCGGAGCCAACAGGAUAGAGACAAUGAGGAUCAUCGAAACCAGAAUCACACAAACUUUAAUCCAGAUUUUGAGAACCAGAGCCAACAUGAUGAAAACUUUAUGAACCACAGCCUUCAAAUACAAAGCACUGAGAGCAGCCAGUGCUGGAAUAAUCAAAAUCCUUUCACUGAGAACCAUCAGUGCCCAGAGUAUCAAUAUCUGAAUGUUGAAUGUGUAUGUACACAAGCUGAGGAUUUAAAGAACCGAGUGUCAUCGCAUGAGUUUAUAUUAAGCUCUUGUGCACCAGAGCCACAUCAGACCCAGAGUACUAGAAUGCAGCCCGUCCCACCCAGCUGUGAUUUGGCAGAAAAACACAAAAGAGAGCACAGAGAGCAGGUCAAAAGCCAAGACAAACCCAGCAAGUGCACUGCAACCACCCAGAUGUUGAAUCGUGUGCAGGUGUUCGCGCUGUACAACCACACGAUAGUUCUGUCGGGAUCGCCAAAAUUCUUUUCUCUGAGGGUUCCACUGCAGGUGCAAAGGGAGGCGGGGCUUGUUAGCUCGGUCGACUCUCAUUGGCUGGAUCACAUGACGCAGCACUUCAGAAGUGGCGCACAGCUCAUCGACGGCUACUUUCACCUCGGAGACGAUGCAGCAUCUUCUUCCACUGUGGAGAGUGUUUUUAUCUUCCAAAGUCCUUCAGGUGAUGUUGGGCCAACCACAGUGUAUGAUGCUAUUGUAGUUGAGCAAUGGACUGUGAUUGAUGGUGUUGCGGUGAAGACAGACUACAUCCCUCUGCUCCAGUCUCUGGCUCCAUACGGCUGGAGACUAAUGUGUGUGCUGCCCACUCCCAUAGUCAAAAUGAAAAGUGAUGGAAGUUUGGCCACAAAACAGAUCCUCUUCCUCCAGAGACCCACGCUGCCUCGCAAGAGGAGAGACUUGACGAAACUGCACCUCAGAGGUCAAAACAAAAGAAACUUGAAUAGUAAGAGGACAUCAGAGAGGGAGAUAUCACCGCUGGCAACGAUUGAGAGAGAAAUGGAAAGAAUGGAGAGAGAAAACACAAGUCUGAUGAGACAACGUGAGAUCAUCCAAAAGGAAAAUGGGCAGACUUUGCCAGAAAGCCCAGAGAGGAGAGAUCAAGCGGAAAGGACGGUGGAAUUCCACACACAGAGGAUCGACAUCCCAAACAUCAGCCCAGCAAAAAAGGACGGCAUUACAAACAGCGAUCAGGAAUUAAAGCACACGAUCACACGUGGUAAAUUAGAGGAAGUGCGAGCUGUGGUAACAGAGAGAGCUUUAUUCUCUGGAGUGUGCUGACAGUAUUCAUUUAUGCAUAUUUAACCAUUACAAUAUGUUCAUGUUUAUUCAGGCAGAACACACUCUCAUCAGGCCGUUGUCUGGGCAUAUACAUCUGCUCACAGAGUAACUGUCCUGGUAAGAUUGCGAAGAGGUGUUUGAAUUUCGUAAUUAUUUGGGUUUUUAAGGUGAAUUGCUAUAGCAGAUGGCAGGAGAUUCAAACAAAUAUGUGAAAAUGUCCAUUCAAGAGUUCUGAAUAUGUUAAACGCUGACCAAUGUGUUGAGACUUGUGCCUGUGUGAAUCUGUGAUGUUAACUCGUUUUAUUACAUAUAAUAUUAGCAUAUCCAAUAUGUCACACUAGCUCAAAUGCAUAAAAUCCACAAGAUUUUCAUUUAUUGAAGACAGUCGCAGUAAGGAUGACAGUAACUGAUGUCUUUGUAAAGUAACAGUUAUAGUGAAUGUCUGUGAGACUAUGUUAAUGGUGUAAAUAAAAAAAAAGCUUUCAAUGAUGGGCUUAAGAUGCAAAUUAGAGACGCAGCAUUUACAGCAACAGCUUGCAGUUUUCUUAUGUUUUUAAUGUCGUUUUUAAUUGUAACUUUAAACAAUUCCUCACUAUUAAUGGUAAAGAAUUUGUUUUGAAGAACCAGGGGCGUAGCAACCAUCCUCCCUAAUUUGUGGGAGAUAAUUAUAUUUUAAGAGUUCAAUUUUGCUUAAUUAUAACGCAAAAAAAAAAUCAUCAUGGCAGCUGUAGUCUACCUUUUACAGUAAAAUUAGAUAAAUAACUAGGACCAUGCUAAAAAAAAAAGGCAUGACUUGCACUUAAAAAGCAUAAUAUAUGAUACUGGUUUUUUUUUUUUUCAGAUUUUUUUUAAUGAAUUUUUAUGAUAUUGAAACAAUUUCAACAAACAAAUUUUGGUAAAAUUCAGGUAGAUGGUAGCUCAUGGGGUGUUAUGAAUAUGGCUGCCAAGUAAGCUGAUUACACUUAAUGUCGGCAUGAAACAGAAGAUUUGAUAGUCUUUUCUUUUCUAUGUGAUGUAUCUGAGUGAAACGGCUUCCUGAACAAGAAAAAAUAUGGGGCGGAACUUGAUUUUGUCCAUCGGGAAUUGAUUGGAUGGUUGGGGUUUGCUGUUGAUUUCAUGCGAGUGUCAGGUUGUCUCGCCCCACACGUCAUCAGAGAAGAGAAGAGAAGAGAUGUUGUUGCAAGAG
Ctenopharyngodon idella (grass carp) is the source of this 3412-nucleotide messenger RNA. RefSeq names its product raftlin, lipid raft linker 1a (gene rftn1a). The transcript has 10 exons. The coding region runs from base 319 to 2226 and encodes 635 amino acids. NCBI's taxonomy places the organism in Eukaryota, Metazoa, Chordata, Actinopteri, Cypriniformes, Xenocyprididae. The record is from RefSeq and is a predicted model, not a curated record.